AUGAUCUCCCCAAUUUUUCUAAUUUUUGCAUUCUUCUCUUUACCUUUCCCAUCUUCUUCUCAACAACAACAGUUGCUUGAUUCUCUUCAUGGACCCCUUACCAAUUUUGAGUCAUGUAUUUCUACUGAAUCUCAAGCAAGAGUUGAAAACAUAACCUAUAAUUUUUGGUCACCACAAUAUUUCCCGAUCCUUGAACAAAGUAUAAGGAACCUAAGGUUUAAUUCCUCCAAAACUCCAAAGCCCUUUUACAUAAUCACUCCAGAAAAUGGCCACCACGUAAGAGGAGCAAUCUUGUGCUGCAAGAAAUAUAACCUCGAAAUGCGAAUCCGUGGCGCUGGACAUGAUUACGAAGCGUUCGACGUGGUAAGGACUCCCGAAGAAGGGGCUACGAGGGCGGUAUCUAAAUGGCAAGAGUUGGCCAAUGUGUUGCCUAAGGAGAUCGUGAUAAGAGCUUUGAUAACAAGUAAAACGACAUCAUCAGGGGAGCAAACCAUCAACGUAGCAUUCGAAGGAUUAUACCUAGGAAGAGCCAAGAAACUCAUGAAAUUAAUGGAAACCCACUUCCCCGAAUUAAAGUUGAAAAGGAAAGAAUGCAAAGAAAUGAGUUGGGUAAACACAACUUUAUUCUUCAAUCUUCACGAGGGGCAGAAAUUCAGCCUUAAUGAUUUGCUAAACACGAAACAUUACAGAAGGUCAUUUUACAAAGCGAAAUCGGAUUAUGUAACGCUACCAAUUAGAGAAGAUAUGCUAGAAGCAAUAUUUGAUGUUGUCAAACAAGGUGGAACUAAUUCCGGGGUCAUGCAAUUUCAGCCGUACGGCGGAAGGGUUUCCGAGAUCCCGGCCGACGCGACGCCAUUUCCGCAUAGAGACGGGACAUUAUACAAUAUACAUUACAUUGUCGGGUGGCACGACGAGAGUGAUGAUCGAGUUAUCGACCAGAGAUUGGAUUGGCUUUACAAGAUUUACGAUUUUAUGGCAGAUUAUGUCGAAAAGCCUAGGACUGCGUAUCAAAAUUACAGGGAUUUGGAUUUGGGAAAGAAUGAAUAUGCUGAUGAAAAGUACUCGGAGGCGUGGAGUACUUGGGGAAGAAUGUAUUUCAAAGAUAAUUUCAAGAGAUUGGCACAAAUAAAGCAUCGGGUUGAUCCAGACAACUUCUUUAGGCAUGAACAAAUCUUGUUAUCGGACUCGAUCAAAGCCACCUACGGUGGUGGUGCACCAGUGUUCGAUACCGACGGAGACCAACUCCGGCGUGGCCAAUCUUACUAUAUAGUAUCGGCCGGUUGGUCGAGAUUGAGAGCCGGCGGACUAAAGCCAUAUACCGGCCGGGGCUCCACUUGCCCGUUUCAGAUCGUGCAAGCAUUCAACCUCCGCAGCGACGGCGUGCCGGUGGCUUUCUCGCCGGUUGACCCACAGGAUCUGUUAGUCCAAUCGGAUUCAGAUCAGAACAUCGUCUUCGAAGAUUUCCCGUCUGCGGUUCGUUGCUCUGAAUCGAACGUGUGGAAGGUCGAUUUCGGCCAAUCGCAGUCGUCUCCGGCGGCGAAUUCGACGGCGCCGGUCCUCGUGACCACCGGCGGCGUUGAGGGAAAUCCCGGACCGAAUACCUUACCAAAUUGGUUCAAAAUCCAGGAGUAUGAAGAUGCCUAUAUAAUUCAGUACUGCCCCAGCGCCUCCUUGUGCGGUGCUACUCCUUGCCGGGAUUCGCUCGUUUGUGAAAAUAUCGGUGUUUCUGUGGUGAACGGCAAGAGGGUUUUGUCACUUAGCCGGCAGCCAUUGAAGGUUGCCUUCAAGAGGGUUAAGAGAUGUGCUACUUUGGUGGCCACCAAUUGA
Messenger RNA from Oldenlandia corymbosa var. corymbosa, 1827 nucleotides. Lineage: Eukaryota; Viridiplantae; Streptophyta; Magnoliopsida; Gentianales; Rubiaceae. The record is from the annotation of a GenBank genome assembly.